This is a messenger RNA of Microtus ochrogaster (prairie vole), 3273 nucleotides long. It is a transcript of the gene Mpv17l, whose product is annotated as MPV17 mitochondrial inner membrane protein like. Gene Ontology annotation, cellular component: mitochondrion; cytoplasm; membrane. NCBI's taxonomy places the organism in Eukaryota, Metazoa, Chordata, Mammalia, Rodentia, Cricetidae. The record is from RefSeq and is a predicted model, not a curated record. Gene Ontology annotation, biological process: mitochondrial ribosome assembly.
GGGUGUGCAUAGUGGUGUCCAAUCGCCCUGGCGCCUGCGGCUCAGUCAGGUGUGCAGGAGCGGAAGGCACCCUGGGCGGUAUGGCGAGUUGGUGGCGUGUGUUUCCACGCGCGGCGCAGCGAUAUCCGUGGCCCACCAACGUGCUGCUCUACGCCGGCCUCUUCUCUGCGGGUGAUGCGCUGCAGCAGCGGCUGCGGGGAGGCCCGGCAGACUGGCGCCAGACGCGCCGCGUGGCCACCCUGGCCGUAACCUUCCACGGCAACUUCAACUACGUGUGGCUGCGUCUUCUGGAGCGCGCGCUGCCCGGCCGCGCGCCGCGCACUGUCCUGGCCAAGGUGCUGUGCGACCAGACUGUCGGUGGGCCCAUAUACCUGUCGGCCUUCUACGUCGGUAUGAGCGUUCUCCAGGGAAAGGAUGACAUAUUUUUGGACCUGAAGCAAAAAUUCUGGAAUACAUAUAAGAGUGGUCUGAUGUACUGGCCCUUUGUGCAGCUGACCAACUUCAGCCUUGUCCCUGUGCAUUGGAGAACAGCGUACACAGGACUGUGCGGUUUCCUCUGGGCCACCUUCCUGUGCUUUUCCCAGCAGAGUGGUGAUGGCACAGUGAAGUCCGUGUUCAUCCUCUUUCGCAGGAAGGAGGCGAGUGACAGGCCCCCAGAGGAGUGAGGAGUCCAGGACUCGCGUAGAGACUCGGUUUUGUGUCUCCAUUGCUCUCGGUCACCUGCAGGAGGCCUGCGUCACCAACCAGUUAUUAUGGGUUCCAUCAUGAAGAAUUCCUUUUCCAUAGGCCACCUUGUUUUGAAAUUGUCAAUGAUUUUUUUUAACUGUUAUCCUUUCCCAUUCAUUCCAGCCUGAAAGUCUUCCUUCCAGGUUUUCACAUCUCUAGUGCUUUGGCUAAAAUUACAAGUGACAGGUGACAUUUUGAAGUUAUUAAUAUUUCUAUUCUAAUAUUAUAAGGCCAGUUGAGUUUUAAAAAACCUCCAGUUUUGAUUGUUUAUAUUUCUAGCCUAAACUCUCAGGCUAUUUCCUACACAUGUUAGGAUCAAAUUGCCUUUUGUCCUUAUAGUUCAGUUCCUAUUUAUAUAGAGUUCAGUCAAGACAUUUGAAUAAUAAGCCUCCCCAGAUACUCGAUAAUAAUUUAUUACAUCAACACUGAAGUUCUUUGUUUGUUUGUUUCUUUUUUGAGGCAGAGUUUCUGUCCUGGAACUGGCCUCGAACUCACAGAGAUCCACUUGCCUACGUUCUUUAAGCAGAUGCUUUUAUCUUCAGAAAAGGAACAGUGUUGGGCAUCUUCUGGAUAGAAUAUUUAUUGUUACUAUCUAUUUUUUAAAGGUAGGGUCUCUCUUUGUGUAGCUCAGGCUACCCUGGAACUCUGCCUUACGCAUGCUGAGGUUAUAGGCAUGCACCAUCACGCGCCGUCAUGCCUUGCUCUCCCGCUGUUCUCCCAUCCAAGCACGCACUCUUUAAUUGAUAACUUUCAGCUCUGCAAAGAAAAAAUUGACUAACGCACCCUCAUUCCUACAUAUAGGAAAUAAAAUAUUUGAUUUCUUAAUUACAGUAAGUGAAAAUUCUAGAAAACAAAUUAUUUCCUUCCUGUCUAUGGAAUAACGCUAAUCCAUAUUGUAUUAGUGUACACGGUUUGCAUUAAUCCUCUUGCCUCUGGGAGGAUUACUUUUUCUAAAUGCUAGGACUACAGACAUGAGCCACCAUGCCUGACUUGUGUGUGUGUGUGUGUGUCUGUAUGUCUGUGGUACUAGGGAUAGAUCCCAAGGUCCUGUGCAUGCAAGGCAAGUGCUCUGUCACUAGCUGUACCCUAGGAUGCUAACAGGAUUCUUUCAUAAUUCAGUGCUUCAACGUGAACACAAGAAGCAUCAGCCAGCCUUUCACAUCUACUCAGCUUGUCUCAUCUCAGCCAGCCACCGUCAGGUUUCCAAAAUGUGUAAAUAACCGGGUAGGGAGGUGUGAUCGGUCUGCUUGGGAGACUCGUGGAUGAGGAUCACUCCAGCCCAGGAGUUCAAGACCGAACUGGACAAAACAGCAAGUCCCUGUCCCCAAACCACAAAGAUAGACAUUUCAGCAGUCUCGCCUACAGAUUGCCUAUGGUUCCGCUGCCAAUACGGCAUACUUGACAGAUGUUAAGAUGAAAAACACCGACUUCUGAGUUUGUCUGGAGAAUGUAUAUUUAAGAUCAUUUUUAGAAUUCAUACUUAAAUUUCUAAGCAAAUAAUUUAUAUGGUUUGUGAUAUGUUGGUAUAAAUUAUUAGUAUGCACCUUCUAGGUGUCUAAGUUAUUGAACUAUAAUGGGUAUAAAUGCCCUUUGCAUUAGGGUAGUAGUAAGAACAAUUCUUGAUGACUGUAUGCUUUUGAAAGUUGGGUGGCUGUGGUGGUCUGCCUGUAAUCUCAGUGCUCAGAAGGUGGAAACGGGAUUCUCUGGAGCAAGAUAGCGUUAGCUUGACCAGCUGAAUGGAAUCCAUGAACUCAGGGUUCAGCAGGAGAUAUUGUGUCAAUGUAGUGUUUGAAUGACCAGCUGAAUGGAAUUCAUGAACUCAGGGUUCAGCAGGAGAUAUUGUGUCAAUGUAGUGUUUGAAUGAGAGCGGCUCAUGGAUUUGAAUUACUCAUCAGGGAGGGGCACUCUUUGAAAGGGUUAGAAGGCGUGGCCUCGGAGUGGGUGUGGCUUAGAGGAGGAAGUGUGUCACUGGAGGUGGGAUUUGGGGUUUCUGAAGCCCAAGUCAGGUCCAUUGUCUCUUUCUUCCUGUUGUCUGUGGAUCCAUGUCUGCCUGCAUGCCACCCUGCUUCCCACCAAGAUGCUGAAGGGUGCAGGCAAAAGCACCUUGGCCCAAAUACUGCCAUUUUGUCUUCAGACUCGAUUUUACUUGCAAGGUGAAAGAAAGUUCAGGUUCCCAAGCCCUAGGGGAACUGAGAACUUUCCAAUGGCUGACCUGCCUCCUCCCUAAACCACAGAAACAUGUGUCUUCUGGUUGUACAUCUUUAGCUCCUUAGAAACAUUGUGGCUGUUCCUAACAGGAAGAGCAAUGACUCUGACUGGUUGGACUGAAAGCCUUAAUUUACAAUGAUAGAACAUACAUUCAAGGAAGCUCCUAAUCCUGAUUGGUGAAAAUUGUAACUGUAACUUGGCAACAAAUAUUUGUGAUUUCACUGAUAUAUUAUUCUUCACCACUACUGCCCCUACUUAGUGCUGUUAGGAGAGUCCUUGUCCUGCAGCCCUGAUUAGUCAGCUUAUGUGGUGAUUUAAUAAAAUCUUUGGAACCUGCAA